Salarias fasciatus (jewelled blenny) is the source of this 7024-nucleotide messenger RNA. RefSeq names its product pappalysin 2 (gene pappa2). NCBI's taxonomy places the organism in Eukaryota, Metazoa, Chordata, Actinopteri, Blenniiformes, Blenniidae. Gene Ontology annotation, biological process: cell surface receptor signaling pathway; proteolysis. The transcript has 27 exons. Bases 17 to 5407 code for a protein of 1796 amino acids. Gene Ontology annotation, molecular function: metalloendopeptidase activity; protein binding. The record is from RefSeq and is a predicted model, not a curated record.
CCUUUGCCCUGAGAAAAUGUUGUUUAUCAGACUACUGGCUAUCUUCCUCGUCUUCAUCACUAACACGUGGCUGCUCAGCCCGGUUCGCUCUGACGCGCUCAGCCGGUACAAACGCGCCUUGGCUCGGCGGGCAGACCGCGAGCUCUCCAGGCUGGCAGGUGAACCGUGCACCGUCCCAGGCGUCUGGAGGUCCCGCCGACAGCCCCGCUCCCUCUCCCUGUCACAACACCGCCCUCCAGCGGCCCGUCCGAGGACGCACACGAGCCGGAGAGAGCCGUACUCAGUCGGGAGCGCUCCUGCGGUUUGCGCAGGAGGCUGCAGGUUUGACACCGGGGCGCAGCGGGUCGCUCCCGCGGGGGAGGAGAGGGGAGGCUGGGGUGACCCGGAGGACGUGGCCGUGGGAGCGAGGGAUGGAGGUGACACGGCUACCAGAUCCUUAAUUGAGGGAGACUCUAGAAAUGACAAGAGAGACGCCGCUCCGCAGCCCGGGAAGCCUCUCGUUGGAGACGCCGGGCGGAGCGCCCCUUCCUCCGGACGCACGUUGUCCCCACACGACCCCCGCUCCAGGUCUGUCCGCAGCCUCCACGCAUCGUUCCGUUACGAAGAAGAAGGCAACUCCAGCUGGGAGAAAGUUUCCGCCGACAACUUGACAGACCACCAGGGCGUCCGGGUCCUGCACAGCCUGCAGCAGGGAGACGGAGACCACCGGCCCUCCGCGAAGACCCCGGAGGUGGGGACGGACGACUACUCCGGGGAGGUGGACGAUGCCGAUCUGCCUGCCAGUUUGCCCAUGGGCGGCUGGGGCGGCCCCGUGCCGAGGGUGCCCCCCUCCUGGAUGAGCGCCCUGUACUUCAGCGGGCGCCGGGAGCAGCUGAAGGUGAAGCUGUCUGCGGGGCUGGAGCUGCCGAGGGCCGCGUUCAGCCUGGAGCUGUGGGUGAAGCCAGAGGGCGGUCAGAGCAAUCCUGCGGUCAUAGCAGGUGUGUUUGACAACUGCUCCCACUCAUUGAGUGAGAAGGGCUGGUCAGUAGGAAUUCGCACCGUGGAUCCUGCAGGCACCAAAGAUGCACGGUUCUACUUCAUGCUCCGAACAGACCGGGCUCCAAAGUCCACCACUGUGUAUAGCCACCAGAGGUACCAAGCCAACGUCUGGACUCACCUGAUGGCUGCUUACAAUGGCCACAACAUGACCCUAUAUGUUGAUGGAGCCAAGGUAGGGGAAAGUAGUCUCCAGUCUGGGAAUCUCUACAGCCCCUUCAUGAAGACCUGCAGGACGCUCUUUCUUGGCAGCAACCAAUCUGAUCAUGAACACAACUUCAGGGGUCUCGUAGGCGGUGUGGUUUUGUGGUCUUAUGCCCGCUCCCAUGAGGACCUGCUGAAACGGCCUCUUCAGAUUGACAAGAGCGUUCCCAUUGUGGCUAUGUGGGCUGAUUUCACAGAUGUAGAGCAGCUCUGGACUCCAUACAAAGCAGGCCUUCAUCCUACUAUUAUCACAGCUCCCAUCCCUGAACAGGAGCAUGUCUCUCCUUUCCUGCCACCCCCAUGCGGUCUGACACCUUGCGACAAUACAGACAUCAUCUUAGGCUACAACAACAACUGGCAGCUUCGUUCCCCCAAGCGAGUUCGCUACCGUAUUGUCAACCUCGCCAAUGAUGACGGUGGAAAUCCAACAGUGACUCAGGCUCAGAUCCACCUUCAGGACCUGGCUCUGACUGAAGCCUUCCGGCCGUAUAACAUCACCUUGGAUCUCAGUGUCCACACUGUCAAGAACUCCAGCCUCCGGGAGAGGUUUAUUCUCAGCAACUGUCGAAUCGGCAAAAUUGGGAACCGCCAAUGUGACCCCGAGUGCGACCACCCACGGACGGGCCACGAUGGAGGGGACUGCCUCAGGCUGGGCCCCUGCUACAACUGGAAGAGACAGGAUGGGGUUUGUAAUAUGGAGUGUAACAGUAUCCACUAUGACUACGAUGAUGGAGACUGCUGUGACCCAGAAAUCACCGACGUGCUCAAGACCUGCUUUGAUCCUGAAUCUCCUGACAGGGCAUAUAUGAGUGUGAAAGAGCUAAAGGAGGUACUGCAGCUGAGUGGCACAGACACACUCAAUGUUUUCUUUGCCAGCAACUCUGUGCGUGAAGAGCUGGCGGGAGCUGCAACCUGGCCGUGGGCAAAGGAGGCUCUUACUCACCAAGGUGGGAUGGUCUUGAACCCCAUGUACUUCGGCACCUCGGGCCACCAUAACACAAUGAUCCAUGAGAUGGGGCACAUAUUUGGGCUGUACCAUGUGUUCAAGGGGGUGAGCGAGCGGGACUCCUGUGAUGACCCGUGUCAGGAGACCACCCCAUCCAUGGAGACUGGAGAUUUGUGUGCCGACACUGCUCCGACGCCCAAAUCCAAAGCCUGCCAAGAUCCCGGAGCUGUGAAAGACAGCUGUGGAGUCACAACCUACCAGGACACGCCUUACAGUAACUACAUGAGUUACACAGAUGACAAUUGUACCGAUCAUUUCACUCCGAACCAAGUGGCUCGCAUGCACUGUUAUCUGGACUUGGUGUACCAGAAGUGGCUGACGGAACAGAAACCGGUCCCCGUCCCUCUGGCUCCUAUUGUGACGGACCAGAGUCCAGAUUCUGUCACCAUCUAUUGGCUCCCACCUUUAAGAGGACCCCUUUAUCAAAGCUCUUCGUUCCACGUGUCUGGUGUCGACUGCGGAGACUGUGAGAGAGACGGCGUCUUCCAUCAGUAUGCCCAUGAGGCCGCCUCACCUCGCAUAUGCGACACCUCAGGCUACUGGUCACCCGAAGAGGCAAUCGGGCCGCCGGACGUGGAGCAGCACUGUGAUCCGAGUCUCCAGGCGUGGAGUCCUGAGCUCAGCCUUUACGACACCAACGUGACGUCUCCCUGCCCCGACACCGAGGGCUGCACUCUCACGCUGAAGUUCCUCUACCCGGUCGUUCCACACGCGCUGACUCUCUGGGUCACGUACAUCUCCUCAAAUAACCCAGCCAUAGCCAACAUUGAGCUGAUCACAGAUGCAGGAAAAAGCAUCGACCUCGGUCCGCAGCACGUUUUCUGUGACAUGCCCCUCACCGUGCGCCUCGACACCCACAACGCUGCCAUCGCCGCCAUUAAGCUCUGCACCUUUGAUGAGAAAAUGGAGAUUGAUGCAGCCAUGCUGUCUUCAGGCCCCGGCAGUCCGCUCUGCUCCGGCUGUCAGCCUCUGCUCUACCGCAUCCAGCGGCGGCCGCCUUUCGCCAGCAACCCGCAUCCACCUCAGACCAAGCAGACCUUCACAGACAGCUCUGUCAUACAGGGAGUCAAGUAUGAAUAUUCGGUCCAGGUGGAAUCGGAUGGUCUCCUCAGCGAUCACUCUCCGUCUUUACUCUACACACACGGGCAGCCGUACUGUGGGGAUGGUCGCAUUGACAGGUCCGAACAGUGUGAUGAUAGUAAUCUGCUUGACGGUGACGGCUGUUCUAAGAAAUGUCUUAAAGAAAUGGGCUUCAAAUGUAAUGGCGAACCCAGUCAGUGUUAUGUUUUUGACGGAGACGGCGUGUGUGAGGAGUUCGAGCGAGGCUCCAGCGUUCAGGACUGCGGUUACUUCACACCUCUGGGCUACACAGACCAGUGGGCAUCCGCCGCCACGGCUUCCCACCAGGACCCCAACCGCUGCCCCGCCCGCGCCGUCACCGGGGAGCCUUCGCUCACCAAGCUCUGCAGCUAUCAGCACCUGGAGGCGAGCGAGACGUUGCCCACUGACGCCUGGUUUCCGUGCACGGCCCAACCUGACGCAAACAAUGACCUGGAACAUUCAUUUUGGCUCAAGUUGGGAUUUGUUCAUUCUGGAGUUGCCGCCUCUGUGAUGGUGUAUUUGGCCUCAGAUGGAUCGUACUCUGCGGAGCAGUGUCGAAGGACCGUCACCAUCUUCCUCUCUGACACUGCUGGCAAGAACCACUCUCUAGGCACACAUGACCUCUCAUGCCAUCGAAACCCACUGGUGGUGAAUGUGACCCAUGACCUCUCUCAGCCCUUCUUCCUGACGUCCUCGGUCAUCCUCCUCUUCUCGUCGCCCUCCGUGGCAGUGAGCGGGGUGGCCCUGAGGACCUCCUGCCACUUCAGCACCUUCGCCCUGACUGGCUGUUUACGGCAGCCGUGCCAGAUGGACGGCUGCAGCCCUCCUCAGUUAGAGCACGCCUCCGUCAGGUGCACGGGAGGAGGGGAGGCGUCUCGCUGCUCCGUCCACUGCCACCGCGGUUUUAGUGUCUCUGUCCUCAACGGCAGGCCGACUCAACCUCACCAGAGAAAGGCAGAGUUGGAGUGUUUCCACGGUUCGUGGGAUCGAGCAGUCAGCUGUCAGCCAGUAGACUGCGGCCCUCCUGACCAGUCGCACGUCUUCCAUGCUAUAUUCAGCUGCCCUUGGGGAACCACCUUUGGCAAACAGUGUUCCUUCACCUGUGGAUCACCGGCAAUAUUGCAAGGUGACAGUGACAGGCUGGUUUGUCUGGAGGACGGACUGUGGUCUUUCCCGGAGGCCUACUGCAAGAUCGAGUGUCCAGAGGUUCCGAGCAUAUGCAACGCCAAGCUGCUCACGGCAGAUUGUCUGGCUUCCGGGCACGAUGUCGGCUCUGUCUGCCGUUACAAAUGCAACCCGGGCUUCUAUGUGUUAGGAAGCCUCAAGAAGAAAACACCCAGGAAGUACUUCAAGUUGGAGUGCCUGGAGGAAGGCCAGUGGGAGGAAAGUGGAUGUGAGCCGAUAUCCUGUCCAGCCCUCCCUGAUGUAUUUCAGGGCAUGUACACCUGCACCAACGGCCUGUAUUAUGACACCCUGUGCACCCUGCAGUGCCCAGACCCUGCAGAAAAUAAGCAAAUUCGCUGCACUAAAGACGGUGCAUGGACAGCAGAUUUCACCAUGUGCUCCAGCCUGCAGGGCUCCUGCUCGACUCCUCCAAAUCUCAACUCGGUGGAGUACAGCUGUGACCAAGGCGUCGACGUUGGUGCUGUGUGCUUCCCAGCCUGCAUUGUGGCCCUGGACAUGGAUCUCCACGACCCGGUGGUUCUGCCCAAUGGCACCACAGCCGACUCUUUGAAGCACUGGAUGCUGCCCACCAAAGUCCAGAGCAUCGUCUGCUCCGGGAUGAUGAAGUGGUACCCUGACCCUCAGCACAUCCACUGCAUCCCGUCAUGUGAGCCUUUUGGAGGGGACGGCUGGUGUGACACCAUCAAUAACCGAGCCUACUGCCAGUAUGACGGAGGAGACUGCUGCCCGUCCACGCUCUCCACCAGAAAGGUCAUUCAGUUUGGGGCGGACUGCGAUCAGGACGAAUGCACUUGCCGUGAUCCGGAUGCUGAGGAGAACAAGAGCAAAGCCAAGGGAAACGGAGGAGGAGGAGGAGGAGGAGGAGGAAUGCAAUAAGAUGGAAGGAUGAAAGAAGUUGAACUUGUAUCAAACAGAGUCAAACCACAGAUUAUACACCACCACAAACAAGAAGUAUCCAUCUGAUUUUUAACCUUUUUUUUAAAUGCAAAGAAUGCGAUUGAAGUCAGACUUCAUGCAAGAAAUGAUCCUUUUUAUUUAAUCACAAGUCAUUUUGCUGUUAAAUAUGAGUCAUGUUGGUUUAUAACUUUAAUUCCUGUGUUUAAUGCAGUCAAAUAACAUCCGCACAUGGAUAUAAUGUGUUUUUUUUCCUCUUCUCUCAGACUUACAGGUUAUCUUUACUGUUGGGUUUUGUGUAAUAAGAGGAACGUAAAAAACAACUUGUGUUUAAACUGGGUUAAACAGUUUAUCCUUGCCUCUAAAAAUCAAAUGAUCAGAAUUGGAAUGAAUUAGUAUUGUAACUGGACUCAAGUACUUUUCUGGACUUGAUUAGCGUCGGGAUAAAGCAACCAAAAGAACUGGCUGUGCCGGAGAGCUGUCCAGUGCAUACGCUGAGGGAAAAUAUCAGCCUCGCCGCGUCCAUAUCUGAACGCGCCGAGGCCAAAACCGCUUCUGGUUGAGGUCUGCCUCUCUCACAGCGAAUCUCAAAUCGCUCGAUAAGGUAGAGGUGAAGAUGAGUCUUAACUGGAUCUUCUUUAGUCUUCACAGCAGACCGAACGAAGCCCUCAACAGUUGCUGAACUCCUCUGGAGCACGUGGCUCAUGCUGCUACGAGUCGCUGUAGGGAACGCAAGAGGAUACAUAUCUGUAAAGACUAACAUGUAUAGAUAAUAUAUUUGGAUAAUCUAACAUAUCUACUAGAUCACAUACUAGUCACACCGGGCAGUAUUUAUAUUCCAAACUGAGUAGUACAAACAUGUAUCUGUACUAUACAUCACCUGCAGCGGGUUUCCUCAAAGAGCUUCACAUGCCGAGUCCUAUUUAAAUGAAAGCAUUUAACAGAGAUUCAGCCAAAUAAUAUGAAUUUAAAUCUGAACUGAAUGUUAGAAACACCAAAUAUUGAACUCAAGCUGCGCUCUGACUGCUGCAGUGAAACAGAUCUUCACAUUUACGUCUGUGCGAAGCAGAUUCGGAACUUUUUGUUUCUGAAUACAUUAUUUGUGUUUGAAAAUCCAGCCAGCCCAGAGUGUACUCUGCGACCAUCCAACAUUAGCUGGGAUGAGCUCCAGCUGCAGUCGGGAUGGAGAUGAUUCGGAAGAUCGAUGGAUUUGAUCUGGGGCCGGGCAACGAGCAAAAAGCUUGAGACACUUGGAGAUGGACUGAUUGAAAUCUCGCUCUUGGUGGAUUUCUAGCCAACACCAUCCACUCCCGCUAUAUUUCUGCCCAUUCACAUCUGUAUCAUCUGCGCUAUAGCCAUUAAGGAAACACUGACUCAAAGUAAGUUUAAGUUAUUUCUUUUCCAUGAUGUGCAGAAACGCUUUCUCCCUGAAACAUGUUUACUUUGAUUAUUGUGGCUUUAAAUGGGACAGACCUCAUUUCUUAGAUUAUAUCAUAUUUAUCAUGACAACCAAACAUCCUGCACUGUGAAUUUUUAUCACUAAAGAGAUUCUUUCCAUAUGUUGUAUUUCUCUUUGAGUUGGUUAAAAUAAAGUGUAGC